Messenger RNA from Aplysia californica (California sea hare), 2149 nucleotides. Its product is annotated as cystathionine beta-synthase. NCBI's taxonomy places the organism in Eukaryota, Metazoa, Mollusca, Gastropoda, Aplysiida, Aplysiidae. Gene Ontology annotation, molecular function: cysteine synthase activity; cystathionine beta-synthase activity. The record is from RefSeq and is a predicted model, not a curated record. Gene Ontology annotation, cellular component: cytoplasm.
AAUCAAAACAGCCGAAACUGGAGGCGUGUCGUCGUGUCUGCCCCGCAAUCGCUGUGUAAACAAGUGGAGUGUAACAUUGCCUAGGCUAGACCCAACUCUGCCAGUGGAGUGCAGAGACCACAACCACACACAGAACACAUUAUUACUUCCUAUCUGCACGCCUUAUUCGAUCUGAAGCCUCCCUUUCUCUCUUUCUGUACGUUGUGUAGCACACAGUUAUCAAAUUAUUUGCUCUCGACUCGACGGUGUUUCUCGAAGAUUCAGAUAGCCUACAGGACAGGGCGAGAGAGAGAGAGAGAGAGAGAGAGAGAGACCGAGAAAUCUUCAUUCUGCUGUCAACUUGCAAGCACGCGUUGACCAGACUCCCAGCCAACCACCACCACCACCACCACCACCAACAACAACAACAACGAUAAUUCAGCAAACAUGAACAGUCAAGCUCCCGCCAAAUGCCCUGUGACCAACGGUCAAGCGGCCAGCCCGUUCCGUGAGUGGCGCCGGCCCGAUCUGCCCAACAAGUGUACCUUCACAGUGGACACACCCAUCGAGAAGUCUCCGCACAGGCACUUCAGGAUGAAAACCCGGCCCAAGAUCCUCCCCAACAUUCUGUACAAUAUAGGGGACACGCCCCUCGUGCGCAUCAACAACAUUACAGCCAAGGAGGGCAUUGAGUGCGAAGUCCUCGUGAAAUGCGAAUAUUUCAAUGCUGGUGGCAGUGUCAAAGACAGGAUCGGAUACCGUAUGGUUUCAGACGCAGAGGAGGCAGGCCAUAUCAAACCAGGGGAUGUGCUCAUUGAGCCUACGUCAGGGAACACAGGCAUUGGUCUGGCCCUGGCGUGUGCAGUCAAAGGUUACCGCUGCAUCAUCGUCAUGCCGGAGAAGAUGAGUAUGGAAAAGUAUCGUAACGCAAGUAACCCAGUAGCCCACUUUGAUUCGACGGCGGAAGAAAUCCUCGAAGCCUGCGACGGAAAACUUGACGCUCUGGUCUCGUCCGCUGGGACUGGUGGGACUAUUGCUGGUCUGUCUCGCAAGAUUAAGAUGAAAUGCCCAGAGUGUAAGAUUGUGGGUGUUGACCCCGAGGGUUCCUUGUUGGCAGUGCCUGACAGCAUGAACAAGUCGGACGUCUCCUUCUACGAGGUGGAGGGCAUCGGCUACGACUUCGUGCCCACCGUAUUGAGCAGAGACCUGGUAGACAAAUGGUACAAGAGCUCGGACAAGGAAUCUUUUGUCAUGUCUCGCAGGCUCAUCAGGGAGGAAGGACUCCUUUGCGGUGGCAGCAGUGGCUCAGCGAUGUACUGUGCCAUCAAGGCCAUCAAGGACCUGGGUCUGAAGAAGGGUCAACGUUGUGUGGUCAUUCUGCCAGACUCUGUCCGAAACUAUAUGUCAAAGUUCCUGAGUGACGAUUGGAUGAGUCAGCGCGACUUUCUCGAGGCAAACGGAGAGGCAGAGAACAACGGAGAAUGUCGACGCGACUGGAGCAUCUUGGGAAUGGCUACCGUGGGCAACAUGAUGGCUCAGAUUGUGAAGAACAGGGUGCGGCCCAGCGACCCUGUGUCAAAGGUCAUGUACAAGCAGUUCAAACAGAUCCGUAUGGACACAUCCCUUGGUGAACUGUCGAGAGUGCUGGAUACGGAUCAUUUUGUUCUGGUUGUUCAUAACCAGAGGCAGUGUGAGUCUGAUGAUGGCACAGAGGGGAAAGUGGAGAAGAAGCAGAUGAUAUUCGGCAUCGCCACCCGCCUUGACCUGCUCAACUUCAUCACUUCCCACGACCUUGACCACAAGGAGCAGUGAGUGACGCACUGGUCAUCCAUCCGUCUUCUAACGAGUGACAGCCAGCCAGCCAGUCAGUUGCUGAGUCAGCAGUGUCGUCAGCCAUCUGUCAUGUGACAGCUGGUCAACUGUCGACGUAGUUUCCAGUCGUCUGUCCUUGUCAUUUACCGGUCCUGUGUGUUCGUCUGUGUGUGUGUCAUGUCUAGUGGUUGUUGUGAAGUUCGUGUCACUGACUUCACUUUGAUUCAUUCUCUCGUUAUUGUGUAUCUUAGGAUGCAGUUUGAUUAAAUUCUUGUAAGCUUUAUUGCAUACUCUCUCAUUCUCUCUCUCUCUCACUCACUCUCUCUCUCUCACUCUCUCCCUCUCUCUCUCUCUCUCU